Molecule: messenger RNA, 987 nt
Organism: Meyerozyma guilliermondii ATCC 6260
Lineage: Eukaryota; Fungi; Ascomycota; Pichiomycetes; Serinales; Debaryomycetaceae
Product: class II fumarate hydratase
Exons: 1
Coding region: 1-987 (328 amino acids)
Biological process (GO): fumarate metabolic process; malate metabolic process; tricarboxylic acid cycle
Cellular component (GO): tricarboxylic acid cycle heteromeric enzyme complex; mitochondrion
Molecular function (GO): fumarate hydratase activity
Source: RefSeq, a predicted model, not a curated record
AUGAGCAGAAUCGAAACCGAUGCCUUUGGCGAAAUCGCCGUGCAAAGUGACAAGUACUGGGGAGCACAAAGCCAGCGGUCGCUCCAGAAUUUCGACAUUGGUGACACCAAAAUGCCCGAUCCUAUAAUCCGGAGUUUCGGAGUUUUGAAGGGUGCUGCGGCUUCUGUCAAUGAGCAAUUGGGGUUGUUGGAUCCCAAGUUGGCUGGUGCGAUCAGACAGGCUGCUCAGGAAGUAGCCGAAGGACGCUUGAACGACCAUUUUCCAUUGGUGGUUUUCCAAACUGGUUCGGGAACUCAGUCGAACAUGAAUGCCAAUGAGGUGAUUUCGAACCGAGCCAUUGAAAUUUUGGGCGGGAAAAUGGGUUCCAAGUCUCCCGUUCAUCCCAAUGAUCACUGUAAUAUGUCCCAGUCGUCCAAUGAUACCUUCCCCACGGUUAUGCACAUCGCUAUAGUUUCUGAAAUCCACAAGAGAUUGUUGCCCAACUUGCGCAAUCUUCGUGAUAGUUUCCAGAAAAAGGCAGAUGAGUUCGCCAAAAUCAUCAAAAUCGGUAGAACCCACUUGCAAGAUGCCACCCCGUUGACUUUGGGCCAAGAAUUCUCCGGCUACGUUCAGCAAUUGACCUAUGGACUCGAUCGAGUAGAGCAAUGUUUUCCUCGUUUGUUGUAUCUCGCUCAAGGAGGAACCGCCGUUGGUACUGGACUCAACACCACCAAGGGAUUCGAUACUAUGGUUGCUAGCGAAAUUGCAAAAAUUACAGGGUUCAAUUUCCAAACCGCUCCCAACAAGUUUGAAGCAUUGGCUGCUCACGAUGCUUUGGUAGAGGCUUCUGGUGCACUCAACACUUUGGCUACAUCUCUUUUCAAGAUUGCCAAUGACAUCAGGUACCUUGGGUCUGGUCCUCGUUGUGGAUAUGGAGAAUUGUCGCUUCCAGAAAAUGAACCCUGGUUCGUCAAUUAUGCCAGGAAAAGUCAACCCCACUCAAUGUGA